This is a messenger RNA of Pseudozyma flocculosa PF-1, 2193 nucleotides long. RefSeq lists its product as uncharacterized. The transcript has a single exon. NCBI's taxonomy places the organism in Eukaryota, Fungi, Basidiomycota, Ustilaginomycetes, Ustilaginales, Ustilaginaceae. The record is from RefSeq and is a predicted model, not a curated record. Bases 1 to 2193 code for a protein of 730 amino acids.
AUGCUGGAACACCACUCGCCCCACGUCUUUUUCCUCUCGACUUCCCCGCAUCGACGACCAAAGGGCCCCGGUAGCGUCACCAGCCCACCGGCACCACCGAGCCCCGCGAUACCGUCGGACAGACGAGGAAGCAGCAGCAGCCCCAGCCCCAGAAGCAGCGGCGACGAUGACAAAGUCGCAACGUCGACGGUCACGUACCGGCAGCGGCACUGGUCCCUCGUCGCCAUCUCGCGGCCCCUGGUCAACACUCGCGGCGGCACGUCGAGGUCGACCUUGACCGUCACCCUCCUCCACCACCCUUCCCAGACGCUCUAUGCGUGGCCGUUUGACCUAUCGGGCGCGACUUCGAGGGGGACCUGCUACAUCACCACCGCUGCCGAAGCCGCCGCAUCGAGCCGCGACGACACUGCGAGUCCGUCGCACGGGGGUGAAUCGUCCUCGUCGCCGCCGUCUGGGGAAACGCUCAGCACCAGCCUCAAGGUCCUAGCUGACGUGGUACGAUGCUGGAUCAGCCACAGGCCAUCAUCCAGCCCGCGCACUGUCAUGGCCAACGGCAGCAACGGGACGACCAGCGAACGGCGAACCAGCCUCGGAUCGCCGCAGAGUGCCAGCUGGCUCGAGGCGAGCCAGGCCCAGGUCCUCUACGGCCGGCGCGGGAGCGGCUCGACGAUAUCGUCCGCCGACGUCGAACGCGAUGCGCCCUUGGUCGACGAGAUCAACUCGCUCCUCGGUCUGCGGCGCCUUGAGAUGGUCGACGUCGUUGCGCACCUCGCGAGGCAGAAGCUGCCCUACUCCGAUCCCAACGGCCAUGCCUCGUGGCACAUACAGGGGCCAGCCGACUCGACCUCGACCUCGACCGCAACCGCGGCACCUCCCGACAGCCCUCGCGUGAGGGUGAGGCAGGGAGGAGGUCGACCUCAACCUCGCCCGCAAGAGUCGCAGUCUUCGCUCUCGUCGUCGGCAUCCGAGCGGACAGGAGGACAGGGGAGCGAUGCGUCGCCGUCGUCCUCGCAGGCGUCGACGCCAUGCUCGAGUCCUGAGACGAACCGAGCCGACCCCCUGAUUGACCACGGUGGGACACACCAGCUCGACCAUGCCUCUUCAUCGCCGCCGUCGUCGUCGUCUCCGUCGUCGUCCAAGCCCAGUCUCUCUUCUCGUCGGACCGCCCACCUACCGUCCAUCAACACGCAGGUCGCAGCUCGAGGAGCAAAGAUCGACUUUGCCCACGUCGAGGCUGUAUCGACCAGCAGCGCGGAUCACGAGGAAGAGGACACGACGACGACGACGACGACAUCUGCGAUGGAGGGGGUUGUCGCCGCCACUGUCGUGGCAUCGACGACCUACCGGGCGCAGAGCAGUCCCGAGCUGGCAGCACAGGGUAGUCCGUGUCUCGACACGCAGGGGAUUCCGCAGAUCCUCGUCGUCGGACCUUCGCCGCUGGACGCCCCCACGCCCUCGAGGUGGUCCCCGCAGCAGAGCCAGCACCAGCAGCAGGAGCGGAGGACCGUUGUGCUCUACGACGGACGAAGAGAGAAGGACGCAGCUUCGACCCCAUCUUCAUCCUCGCCGGGCGCAUCAUCAAAGAGACCGAGCCUGUCGAGGCGCACGGAGACGGUGGGGUCGGUGCGUGCCGACGAGGGCGGUGGGACCGGCUCGCGACGGAGCGCUCAGGAACACGGCAACGACGACCACACCCGGUCGGAUCGUCAUCCGAAUCCUUCUGUCGUCAAGGCUUCGGACACCGUAAAGACAGCACCAGCGGCAGCCUCGGCGGCGGCGGCGUCGCAGACGACGACGACCAAGGGCCUAUGGAGGGCAUCGUCGCUGAUGCGCGUGACGCACAGCGUGGACGCUACGCCAUCAUCACAUCGUCGACCGCGAUGGCUGAGGACGAGAACGAGCAGCGAGGGCGCAACGGACGCCGUGGACGGUGCGAGCAGCAGGGGCAGCAAGAGCGAAGACGUCGCGCCCGUCCGGCGCAGUGACAGUAGUGACAGUCGGGAUACACCCUCGCCUCCCGCUUCUCCAUCGCCGUCGCCCUCGUUCAAGGAAGGCGCCGGGACAAAGGACAGCACGUCGACGCUGAAGAGGCUGCGCAGGUCGACGUCGUCGCUGCUGCUGCGGCGCCUCAUGUCGUCUACCGGCGGGUCAUCGCCGUCGUUGUCGGGUACGGCGCAGCGGAGUGGCAAGUAG